CUGCUAGUGAAGCUGGCUGAACACCUGAAAGGUGGAGAACUCAGUCUGCAGGAGAAAGGGAACAUAUAGCAGCCGGAAGCAACGAAGGGACAGUUUGUUUGAUUGCCAGGUGAAGACGACCGAUCGGCAUAAUCUGCCAUUCUGUUCCUGCAGCAGAAAAAAAACAUACAAUCAAUGGAAAACAACAUGUUAACAGCAGAGCAGAGAUGAACCUCGCAAGCGUCUGUGAAUUCUGUUUUUCACUGACAUCUGCAGGGUUUGGCCUCGUAGGUCGAAGAGGAGAUUGGCUAGCUCUAUGGACAUUGCUUCAGAAGAUGCUCUUCUUUCUGCUACCUGCCGUGACUCUCUUGCUGAGCACAGAAACGGCGGUCUACGCUAUCAGUCACGAGAAAUGGCCGGGCACCGUGGCUCAGUACAACAAGGAUCGAUCCUGGAACAGAUUCAGAGAUGAAGCAGAGGAUGAUUACUUUAAAAGCUGGGCUCCUGCCAAGUCUCUGGACCAAGAGCGAGUGGCUGAACCUGGCAGAAUCAGAGAGGAAGGAAUUCAAACCCACUCUGCCAAAAAGACUGGACAGAACGGCCCUGAUGCAACCAAGGAUUCGUGUUUGAGAGUUCGCUGUCCUCCUCACAAAGUGUGCAUCAGCCAUGACUUCCAGACCGCCAUCUGCACUAAUAACAAGCAACCUUCACACAGUGUGAAAGCCAGGAAAGGCAGCGUGGGCCACAGGCAUGGGGUUGAACCUGGACCUGCGGGAAAGUGUAGACUCUGCUCAGCAUCCCAGUCAUCUCCUGUAUGUGGCUCUGAUGGACACACCUAUUCCUCUAAAUGCAAAUUGGAGUUUCAAAGCUGCUUGUCUGGGAAGACGAUCUCAGUUAAAUGUGAUGGACAGUGCCCUUGCUUACCUGGUCAGGAGUUCAGCAAACCAUCACAUAAUACAGAGAAGGCUGGCUGCUCAGACGCAGAGCUCCACAGUCUGGCUGCCAGACUGAAGGACUGGUUUGGAGUCUUACACCUCGAUGCCAACAGAGACCUCAAAUCCUCUGACAGUUUUGACUCCACCACCGGACAUUUUGACACCAGCAUAUUACCCAUUUGCAAGGACUCACUGGGCUGGAUGUUCAACAAGCUUGACAUGAACUUUGACCUGCUGCUGGACCAAUCGGAGCUGAAUGCCAUCUAUUUAGACAAGUAUGAGCUGUGCAUGAAGCCUCUCUUCAACUCCUGUGACUCCUUUAAGGAUGGCAAGCUGUCCAACAACGAGUGGUGCUACUGUUUCCAGAAGCCUGAAGGACUUCCUUGUCAGACUGAGAAAACCAGGAUCCAGAAUCAGAGUCGAAGAAAGAGCCUCAUAGGCUUCUAUGUUCCUCGCUGCACUGAGGAGGGCUACUACAAACCAACCCAGUGUCAUGGCAGCACCGGCCAGUGUUGGUGUGUGGACAAAUAUGGCAACGAGAUUGCUGGAUCCAGAAAACAGGGCAACCCUAACUGCGAUGAGGACCCAGAGACAUCGGGGGACUUUGGUAGCGGCGGUGCUGUCAUUCUCCUCGAUGACCAGGAGGAGGAGCCAUCACACAGUGAACGUAGCAGGCAGAAGAAAAGGCGGGGCCGGAUCCACCCCCGGGGAACUAUCGAGGAUGACGAGGACGAGGAUGAGGACAAAGAUGAUGAAACUGGUUAUAUCUGGUAGCUCCACUACGUCAUUUUACUUUGCCAUCAGCUGACCAGAAAACUCUGUUAACUCAGCACAGAUCUGAAGCCAUUCCAACAUCUCCUCCUCCGGCUACCUUGGCAGCGGCCCAUCUUUUGACUCUGAACCUGCUCCUGUAAUCCCUGCAUUUUACCCAAUCCUCCUCUUCACUGAACCUCAUUCAAACUUUUUAUUCCUUAAAUUCCACUCAUUUCUCAGCUAAAUAAAACAGAGUUUUAAACAUUUUAAACAAAACUAUCAAGAUCCUGUUAGAAAUUUGCCCAUUUCCGUCCACAUCCUGGCUUUUACUCCUCCUAAAAAAGCCCUCCAAUUUGUAAACCCUUCAAAUAUAGAUACUUUUUAUCUUUUGCUCUGUUCCCAUCCUCUUUCUCUCCUAUUGAUGUGAGUAUCAGUGUCUCUGGUAAGUCUGUAAGCCCAGGCACAUUAGCUGAUAUAUUGGAUGUAAAUAUGUUUCCUGCAGGAAGGCUUGAUUGUGGAUUCGUUUCCCUGUUGUUUGUUUGCGGCUCAUUUUUGUGUUCUGUGUUCCACCGCUGGGCUCCCUCCAGUGUUUCCCGCAAAUUGCUGCCACAGUUUAAAGCUCCGAGACGCCCCACCAGUACCAACCUGCUCCACUCCUCUGUUCAUUUUUGAAGGAUUGUAAUUUUUUUUUUUUUUUUUUUUUUUUAUGUGUUCGGAGAGCCCAGGAAACAAUGAGAUUAAUGAUGUAUUGUUGUUGUUGUUGCAUGUUUCUCAUCUUGUACCUGUAAAAGAGAGAUUUACCUGGCCAGGUCCAGCUCUAUGCAUCUCAAACUGAAAGUGAUGCCUAUUUUGGCUGCUACAAUAUGUUGCUGUUGCUAUGUUGAUGCUGUCUAGUGUCCUUUCAGUUCUUCUCCCAAUCUCAGGAGGUAGGAAAUUGUAUUGCAAGAGAGAUAGUGGGCCUGGAGUGCAAAUCUGUAUGCCUCGGCCUACUCGUAUUUUGCUAAGUGGUCCGUAGGUCUGCUGAGGCCUUUCGACUGUGCAUGGACACCGGAUGAGGUAGCUGCUCCUGAGCUGGGAGGACAUAUGACAUCCAGCGGAGACAAGAGCCUGCUCUGCCUCCCAACAUUGGAUAUGUUCAGUGAAUUGAAAUCAACUGCGUAAACUUUUAUUUAUUUUAAAAUUUAAGUAAAGUGACACCUUGAGUGUCUUUUGAACCUUA
Messenger RNA from Gambusia affinis (western mosquitofish), 2886 nucleotides. RefSeq names its product SPARC (osteonectin), cwcv and kazal like domains proteoglycan 1 (gene spock1). The record is from RefSeq and is a predicted model, not a curated record. Bases 207 to 1688 code for a protein of 493 amino acids. Gene Ontology annotation, molecular function: protein binding; calcium ion binding. Lineage: Eukaryota; Metazoa; Chordata; Actinopteri; Cyprinodontiformes; Poeciliidae. The transcript has 13 exons.